AUGCAAUCCAUUAUUGACCCCCAGCCUUCUAACACAAAAUAUCAACUGAAUAUGAGGUAAUUAAUUAAUUAAAAAAUCAGCUCAAAUCAAGACAAAUAGAUUAAAACUUCUUAAAUUUGUGAUUCUAUGCACAAUAUUUGCAAAAUUUACGGUUUGAUCUGGUUAAGUAAUUCACAAAUUUUCAAGCAAGUUAGAUCUAAUAAGAAGUCAAGAGGAGAGGAGCAGCAUUUAAAAUAAAUUUUGACUCGUAAUUUAUAAUAUAGAAAUUGAGAUAAAGGUAUAAUGUACUUUUUUUUAGAAAGAAGUCUUUUUAAGCAAUUAUCUAAAGAUUCAAACAUAUUCAACAAAAAUAAGUCUACAAAAUCAACAGAAAAUAUUAAGUCAAAAAAAGUAAUUGCCAAAAUAAAAAGGGAUAACUUGAGAUCCAAUUCAUGAACACAGCUCAAUAUCAUAAAAAGUUUAAGAAGUUGAAAACUAAAUGUGUUCCUUUAUUUGGUUCGGAAAAAACAAUGAUGAACAUGAUGAGAUGA
This is a messenger RNA of Paramecium sonneborni, 530 nucleotides long. NCBI's taxonomy places the organism in Eukaryota, Ciliophora, Oligohymenophorea, Peniculida, Parameciidae. The record is from the annotation of a GenBank genome assembly.